Molecule: messenger RNA, 2806 nt
Organism: Trichomycterus rosablanca
Lineage: Eukaryota; Metazoa; Chordata; Actinopteri; Siluriformes; Trichomycteridae
Exons: 13
Coding region: 180-2789 (869 amino acids)
Source: RefSeq, a predicted model, not a curated record
ACUAAACUGGAACAGAACCUGGACUGAACCUGGACCAAACCUGCACAGAACCUGAACUGAACCUGGACCAAACCUGCACAGAACCUGAACUGAACCUGGACUAGAUCUGGAUUUACAUUACAAAAGGUAUCUGGACGUUUAAUAGUGAUCAUUUCUAGGAGUACACUUGCUCGGAGAGGAUGAUUUGGAAAGCAGCCAUCUGUUGCACCCAACUCUGGCUCGUCUUGACCACCGUGACCGGCCAUCUCACUGAGGAGCAGAAGGAGCAGAUUGUGGAUUUGCACAACAUGUACCGCUCCAAGGUGGAACCCAGUGCCGCCAAUAUGAUAAGAAUGCUCCGUCCGAAGACUCGGGAACGGCCAGAUGGCGACCCUGAAGAGGACGGACCUGAGACCCAGAAAAAAAGCAAACGUGGAAAGAAAUGGUUGGGUAAAAACUGGAGGAGGAUUUUUAAGAAAAAGAAGAAGGUGGAGGGUGAUGGAGAGGCAGGACAGAGCAGUGUAACACCGAGGCCAUCGAACAUGGACCAUGGAGAUGGUGCUGAAGUGCUUCUGGUGGAGAAAACUGAACCUGAUCCUGCAGAUGGAGAGGAUUUGAUGAGCUGCAGGCUGGAUGGAGCUGAGAAGAUCAUCAGCCAGCAGCAGACUCCAGAUCAAAUCCUGGAUGAAACUGAUGCAGCAGAUGAAGAAAGAGCUACUGAAGAUCUCAGCAACAUCAUGCUGGAUGAGGAUAGAGCUGCUGAAGAUGUCGGGAACUUCCCACUGGAUGAGAAUGAGGCUGGUGCCGAGCGUCUUUUAGGAAAUGAGACCUUGGAAGUGAUGGACCUAAACACAGGGACUGAGGAUGAGGAUAUUAGAGAGCUUAUGAACUUCCUCCAAGAUAAAACUGAGGAACAGAUUGAGCUCCUAAAGAUGAAGGAUACAGAAGCUGAGGUUGAGGCCAUCACAGAGCUUAAGGAAAACCUGACGGAUGAUGUGGAGACACCGAGCAACAAGCUUCUGGUAGGAGAUCCGAUCACAGAGGAGAUGGAUGCAGAAGGUGGAUUUGCACUUGUUAAAGAUUUGGUGAACGUUCUCCUGGAAAAGACAGAGGAAAAGAUUGAGCUUCUGAAUGUACAAGAUGCAGAAGCUGAGACUGAAAACCUCAUGGAGAACAUGCUGGAUGAUCUGGAUGGAUCUGGAGAGCAGCUUCUGGCAGAAGAAAAGGUUCCAGAAGUUAUGGAUGAAGACGUUGAGAUGGAAACAGCUGAAGACGUGAAGAAGUUCCUCCGUAAUGAGAAUGAAGCCAACAUGCAAGUAAUAGAUGAAGCAGUUGAAGCUGAAACGGCUGAGAACGUGAAGAAGUUUCUCCUUAAUAAAACUGAAAACGUCAUGGAGAACAUGCUGGAUGAUCUGGAUGGAUCUGGAGAGCAGCUUCUGGCAGAAGAAAAGGUUCCAGAAGUUAUGGAUGAAGACGUUGAGAUGGAAACAGCUGAAGACGUGAAGAAGUUCCUCCGUAAUGAGAAUGAAGCCAACAUGCAAGUAAUGGAUGAAGCAGUUGAGGCUGAAACGGCUGAGAACGUGAAGAAGUUUCUCCUUAAUAAAACUGAAAACGUCAUGGAGAACAUGCUGGAUGAUCUGGAUAGAUCUGGAGAGCAGCUUCUGGCAGGAGAGAAGGUUCCAGAAGUUAUGGAUAAAGACGUUGAGAUGGAAACGGCUGAAGACGUGAAGAAGUUCCUCCUUAAUGAGAAUGAAGCCAACAUGCAAGUAAUGGAUGAAGCAGUUGAGGCUGAAACGGCUGAGAACGUGAAGAAGUUUCUCCUUAAUAAAACUGAAAACAUCAUGGAGAACAUGCUGGAUGAUCUGGAUGGAUCUGGAGAGCAGCUUCUGGCAGGAGAGAAGGUUCCUGAAGUUAUGGAUGAAGCAGUUGAGACUGCUGAGGACGUGAAGAAGUUUCUCCUCAAUAAGAGUGAAGCCAGCAUGGAUGAAGGGCUUGCAGAAAUGGUGGUGGAGGUGAAGAAUGUGGUGGAAGAUGAAAACGACAUUAGAGCUGAGGUCGAACAGAUACUGAACCUCGUCCUGGAUGAGAUCGAGCUGAAAGUAACAAAGCAGCAGAAUGAAGUGGACGAGAUGGAGAAGAUAAAUCAGCAGAUUCUGAUGAUUAAAAAUGAAGAGAAGGACAUUAAGAAAGAUGAGCUCCUGAAUGAUGGAGGGGAGGGAACCCUAACAAUGAAAAGGAGGAGAGGAACACGGGGGCACGGCCGGAAAAUCAAUUACAAGAAGAAAGAAAAAGAGGAAUCUGAAAAAGACCAACAUCAGGAAAAAGAACCCACAAUGAAGUUAGUGGAUAAAGAUGGGGGUGGAAAACCCAAAAACUGGAGGAGGAGAGGAACAAGAGGAAAAGGACAAAAAAUUAAUUACAAGAAGAAGGAAGAAGUGGAACAGAUUGUGGAGAAUAAAGAGCCUCAUGGAGGAGCUGCAGCUGAUGGUAAGGCAGAAGAACAGAGAAGAUCUGCUGAAGGUCAUGAAAGAGCAGGAGGACGAAGAGAAGCCGCCUAUUCAGAGGUGGUGAGAAAUGCCUAUGGAGGAAGAAGCUGGUAUGGACAAGAAUACAGAAUGAAAACAACCUACUGGUACCAAUAUGGCCAGCACCCCCCAGAACCUGUGUGGAGAAAUUAUAGGAUGGAUGAGAGGAACACCUGGAGAUAUGGAGGCCAUCAUUGGGAGAGGAGAAACAUGUGGACACCACCAGCAGCGAAUUAUUAUUAUAACCCAAAUUAUUAUUAUAAUCCAAAUGAUUAUUAUUACUGAAUAAAUGAAAAAAAAAC